Molecule: messenger RNA, 1710 nt
Organism: Cyphomyrmex costatus
Lineage: Eukaryota; Metazoa; Arthropoda; Insecta; Hymenoptera; Formicidae
Exons: 6
Coding region: 1-1710 (569 amino acids)
Cellular component (GO): cytoplasm
Molecular function (GO): glycosyltransferase activity
Source: RefSeq, a predicted model, not a curated record
AUGGGCUCGAGCAGAAGAUCCGGCGGCUCUGGCGGGAGUCGAGCGAACGCUGGCGUUCUGAAAGAACGUGCUAACAUGUCGUUCAUGCUGGUCGUCAUGUUCUUCGCCGUAUUCGGUCUGAUCGUCCUUACGGAAAUAUUCCUGAUCGACGAGAGGCGCGGCGUAAGCAUCGGCGGUACCGGCGUACUUGGGGGUCACAGAAGCGGUCAUCGAUUACCAGCUGCACCUGAUCGUCCAGAUUAUGGGGAAAUAGGAGCCGAAGAUUAUAUCGGUUUGAAGGGUAGCUUUGACGAGCAUGUCGGAUUACUGGUACGCGGGGAGAACGGGGGACAGAAGACAGUAAUACACCCGGAUCCGCGUGGCUUACCGAGCUUACCGCCCAACUUGGAAGCUCGUUUACCACAGCUCAAUCAGAAUCUAAAGGUCACGCAUGCUGAAUGGUUGCCAGUCACUAAUACGAGGUUCAAAUUUUUCGUUUAUUCAGCAUAUUUCGACAACAGAGUUAGCGGCGCUGGUACGCCGGCUGGCAAGAGUCAGGGUGUAGUACGUGUAAUUAGCGCUACUAAGACCAGAGGACCGGAGCGUGUUUGGUGUAGGCUUUGGUAUCGACAGCAAAACGGCGCAAACGUCACUAUCUCUGUAACGGUAGCUGCCAAAAUUAAGGUAAUUCGGGAGAAUUGGAAUCUCAAGUACAGUGCCUGCUUCGUGAUAUGUCCAUUACCUAAAGAAUCCCUGACAACGGAUAAAGUGCCGGAAGCGGUCAGUGUUGUAGCAAAACUGCGAGCAGUCCCGACGAAUCGCAUCCUUGUACAGAAUCGUUUCGAGAGCAGAACGAACGACAAGAAGGCUUUAGCUGUUUGCGUCAAACCUUUGCAUUAUUAUUACAAUACGGUUUUGCAAUUGGUGGAAUUUAUCGAGUUGCACAGACUUCUGGGCGCUACCCAUGUUACUUUGUAUAACGAUACUGUAGGCGCAGCGGCCGGUUGUGCGUUAAAAUAUUAUGAGAACAAGGAUCUAGUUACAGUGUUACCAUGGCAUCAUCUUGACAUGAUUUCCCAGCGGGAAAUUCGAACGGAAGGUCUUUUCGCAGCGCUUAACGAUUGCCUCUACCGAUCUAUGUACAAAUACGAGUAUGUGGCGCUCGUAGAUCUCGACGAGUAUAUUAUACCAAGGCAUAAUGACACUAUAAUCGAUUUAUUACGAUGGAUGGGAAAUCGAAUCAACAUCAAAUCUACUGGUGCGUUUUCCUUUCAAAACGCCUUUUUCUAUUUACAAUGGGCUGAUGAUCCUUUCGUGGUAACUAGUCGUACUCCUACCGAAGCUGGUUUGAUUACUUUGAAAAAAACACGUCGCAGAACUAAGUUGCAUCCGCAUAAACAACGCUCCAAAUACAUCUGUAAACCACAAGAUGUGGUGGAAGCGGGUAAUCACUUCGUCUGGGAAUUUAUUCCCGGUCAUGGAACCUUGAACGUGCCCUCUGAUGCUGCCAUCUUGCACCAUUACCGUGUCUGCGAGUUUGGUGGCGAUGACUGUAUCAAAACACAAUCGACGAUCGAUAGAACGGCCUAUAAAUACAGAGAUCGACUUGCGACGAAUGUCGACAAGACGUGGAUAGAAUUGCGCGCCGAGUGCUCGCUUCCGGAACUUGAUCCGGUCCCAGCGUUAACACCUCGAAUCAAAGCCAACCCACUCGGCAAAUCGAUCAGAUAG